Messenger RNA from Brachypodium distachyon (stiff brome), 3307 nucleotides. Its product is annotated as transcription factor GTE10. The coding region runs from base 422 to 2617 and encodes 731 amino acids. NCBI's taxonomy places the organism in Eukaryota, Viridiplantae, Streptophyta, Magnoliopsida, Poales, Poaceae. Gene Ontology annotation, molecular function: protein binding. The transcript is spliced from 9 exons. The record is from RefSeq and is a predicted model, not a curated record.
GCGCGUCGAGUCGCAUCGCAUCGAAUCGUUUUCGCUCCCGCUCCUCUCUCUUCCAGCCGGGUCUCGGUUAGCUCGAGCGGAUCUAAACUCCAGUCCGGGUCUGGGGCUCGGUCGCUUCGGGAAGGAAAAGGAUAAGCAAGCGCCAGGAGACGACUCGACUCGAGAGGAAAGGAGAAGAAGAGAGAAAGGAAGAGGCCGGGAGGAAAUAAAAAAGAGGAUAAGGGAAGGGAAGGGAGGCGACUCGAACCCGGUGACCACCGCGCGCGCCCGCGCUCUCCAGAUCCGCCCUUCGCCCGCGCAGAUCCAGCUCGCCGGCGCGCCCACGUGAGGUGACGGCCUCCUCGCCCCCCGGAUCCCAGCCUCGGGUUUCCUUCGCUUCAGAUCCUGCUUCCAGAUCUCUGACUCGCUGGCGCCUGGUAACAUGACACCAACGGUCCUCAUGGAGUGUGGGCCGCAGAGGCAGAUUAAACGUGGCUAUGAUGAAAUGACCUGCCGGGGUGUAGCAGCAGCUCCACCCCGUGGGUAUGCGGAGACUGUGGGUGAGUCAGGGAGCCCUGUUCGUGUGGACUCUGAAGACUCAUCUGCGCCAAAACGUAAGUGCAUCAGCCUCAACAGCGAUGGCUUUGAUGUGAAGCGGGAGAUCUUCGUCCCAUCCAAGAUGUCGUCCUCCGAGAGGCGCUAUCUGCGGAAGAGAUUCCGGGCAGAGCUGGAUUCGGUUCGAGAUCUCCUAAAGAAGCCAGAGUUUUUGGUCACUAUGCCUGCAAGCAGAGCUCCUGCAUUCUCAUCCUCGGCUGCCCCUCGGCCUAAGAAAGUGCAGCGGGGAAGCCAUGUUGUCCGUGGUGCAAAGGGACGGUUCUUGCCAACAAAACCCCGGCCUGAAACAACCACGGUGUUGCCUGAGGCUGCAGUUCUGAAGCAGUGUGAAGCUAUUCUGAAGAAGCUUAUGACUCAGAAAUAUAGUCAUAUUUUUAAUGUUCCAGUAGAUGUUGAAAAGCUGAAUAUUCCAGAUUAUAAUGACAUUGUCAAGCAUCCGAUGGACCUUGGCACCAUCAAAAAGAAGCUUGACUCUGGUUCCUACACAAGUCCAUCUAGUUUUGCAGCUGAUGUUAGGCUGACUUUUAACAAUGCAAUCACUUAUAAUCCUCGAGGGCAUGCAGUGCAUGAUAUGGCCAUUCAACUGAAUAAAAUUUUUGAGUCUAGAUGGAAGACAGUUGAGAAGAAGUUAGCUUCUGCCACUGCUGAUCCACACGUUGAGGUUGACAGGGCUGACUCAAAGAGGAGAAAGACUCCUCCUGUGGAUUGCAGUGAUUUGUCAAUGGAGUGUGUCAGGCCAACUGAGAUUGUGAAGCCGACGAUGACAUUUGAGGAGAAAGAGUCCUUUGGAAACUGCUUGGCUUCUUUGUCAGAGGAUCCUGAAUUACCUGGUUACAUCAUUGAUUUAUUACAGCAGUGCAUUGACAGCAGCAAUACAGAUCACCUUGGGGAUGGAGAGAUAGAGAUUGAUAUACAUGCACUGAGUGAUGACAUACUACUUGAGCUGAAGAAGCAAGUGGGCAAGUAUUUGCAAGAGAGAGAUAACCAGCCAACAAAAUCUGAGCCUUCUGAGAACGAGGCUGUGAAUGUGUCUGGCCUCAGUCACUCGUCCACAAAUCCCUGCAAAGGUGGUGAGCCUGUUGAGGAGGAUGUGGAUAUUUGUGGCAAUGCAUCGCCUAUAUUGAUAGAGAAGGAUUCACAGAUCAAAGCUAGUAAAUGUGGUAGCCCAAGUAGUUCCAGCAGUGAUUCAGGAUCUUCUUCCAGCGAUUCUGACUCGGGCAGUGACAGUGAAAGUGAAUCAGAAAAAGUUGGUAGCCCAACAAAGCUUGUGAAGGGUAUUAAGAUACCUGAACAACCUGCAGAGCAAGAAAAGAGUGAUGUUAUUAGCCCCAUCGAUGCUAACCACACUGCUGCUGAUGUGGAACUCCGUGAGCAGGACAGUGAGUCCAAGGCUGCACCAGAGGGGGAGAAUGCAAAACCCGACAGGGAAGUCUCCCCGGACAAGCUCUUACGAGCAGCUGUUUUGAGGGGUCGUUAUGCUGACGUUAUCGUCAAAGCUCGUGGUAUUCUCAGCCAGGGCGGAGAUAAACAUGAGGAAUUGGAGAAACUUCAAAAGGAAGAGAAAGAACGGCUUUUGGCUGAAGGUAAUGCAGCUAUGGAAGCUCGUAAAGCUGAAGCUGAAGCUGAAUCUAAGCGUAAAAGGGACCUUGAAAGGGAGAAAGCUCGUCAGGCCUUGCAGGAGGCAAGUGAAAAAAACUGCAUUUCUGGUAGUCGGAAACUCUCCUUUUGCCUUCUAAAUGUUACUUUAAACCUAAUGCAGAUGGAGAAAACUGUUGAAAUUAAUGACAACGUCUAUCCCAAGGAGCUAGAAAUGCUUGGCACGGCGACCACAGAACAUAUUGUGAGCUCUGUUGAUGAGACAAGUCCUGAGCACUCCCAGGAUGGUAUGCCCAGUUUUCUUCCUGGUUCUGGCAGCAUGUUGGAAAAACUUGGACUAUUUAUGAAAGUGGAUGAGGAGGAAGAGGAAGAAGAGCCAAACAGCAUUCCCAGCAGUAAAGAUGCAGAGGAAGGAGAGAUCAACUGAUGUAUGUCCGUCCUUAUGUUACGUGAAGUCGAGAGGAAGCUCAUCUUUUGGUCAGACGGAAUAGUCGCAUAUUUCAGCCAACGCGCAUGGGGCGGUUGCUGGCUAGUUGCACAUGGCAGACAUUGUCCCCAAAGAAAGCCCUCAAUUUUGAUGCCGCUGGACGCGAUGUGCUUGCAGGAUGGGACUCGUUCCCUUGAUGGAGGAUGCAGAUUGAGGCCACCCUGUACAGUUGCAAAUGAAAAUGUGCUUGUGAGGCUGGACAAAGGAGGUCAUCACCCAGAUGAAUUCCUUGCAGAGUCAAGAUGUCCAUGCGAGCUGUUGUCGGGUGUAUUUGUCCGAUCAAGCUCAUGUCAUGCCUUGGAAAAUGGAACACAAGGACCAAAUGGUUCCAGUGACAGCCACUGUUAUCCCAGUGGUUUUCCCCUAGCGGCUAAUUCUUUGCUAAGCAGCUUAUAGCUUUUCUCUUGUCUCUGAUUUAGGUUUGGACUAUUUGAUAGCUUCUUCCUGCUGUAAAUUCAAAUUUUGAUGUAGUCGAAGAAGUGUUUAGUUGUUUGCUAUUUGUCGGCUCCUGCAGUUCUUGGACUGUAACAGAAAGCAAAAAAAAAAGGGUUACACAUCUUUUAGGGCAAAUGUGCUUCCUGUUCUUAUAAAAAGGUUAUGUGCAUUCAGGAUGAGCCCAUUCAUCUCUAA